AUGGAGCGUUUAACCAAGCCUUACCAUCCCUACGAUGAUCCUUCGAACAUCGACUCUGGUGCUCCGCGUUUCGACGAUCGCCCGGCAAUGCCGCCAGUAGCUUCUGUAUGGUCUUGGGAUCAUCUCCAGCCACCGGGUUUCAACCCCUACCUUACUACCCAGUAUUGGGAGAGGCCUGAAUUUCCGGCUCACAUAUCGUCGACAUCAUCAUCGCCACGAGGAAUGCCUGGGUCGAUCCCCAAAGUGCCCAUUCCGCGAACACAAAGCCUCAGUAGCCGUUCGGAACGUCGUCGGUCGGCGAGAGCCUGUGAGUCCUGCAGACAGCGGAAAAUCAAGUGUGAUGGGAACAAACCGAUCUGCCGGCAGUGCUUAGAGCAUGAUCUGCGAUGUACCUACCUGGACGUCAAACGCGUUCGGGACCAGAAACAGCUGGGGUUGUUAGCGAGGAAGGUGGAAAGUUAUGAGAAGUUAUUGAGGGAGGUUGAAUCGGAGGUCGAACCAUGCACAGCAAGGAAGGUCAGGAAGGCGUUAAAAGCAUCCGGCCCCCGAUCGUCCACAGAUGAGACAAGCUCCAACAUGGAAGACGACUCCGAGUCCAUCGGGUCACUGGAUAACAUUGAUAUGAUCGAUGAAGAUAUGAAUCGCAGCGAAAUGACCAUAGCAACGGGCCAUUUUGGGAAGAAUUCGGAGAUCUCGUGGAUGCAAAGGCUGGAGGACGAAGCGGAGCGUCUUAGUCGACAGUCGUCCGAGUCUGUCGAGGAUGCCACCCAAUCGAGUGGCCAGCAAUCACGUCACAAGCAAGUCUUUUCGAUCUCGACGCUGAGCUACCAUCUCGAUGAUCUCAGCAUCCCUUUCCUCCACUGGGUGGACCCGUAUGCGCUGCCGCCAAAAGAGCUGGCCGAUCAGUUCUUUGAGGCGUACAUGGAGUCGGUCCACCCGGUGUUCAUGGUGAUCCGAAGAUCGACCUUUGCAUCUCAGUGUCAACAAUUUUUCAAGCAGCCGUUGAGACCACCUCGAAGAUGGCUCGCCAUACUGAAUCUGAUCUUCGCCAUUGGAUGUCGCCAUCUCCGGUUUGUCAACGGUACAAAUGACAGCGAUAUGGAUGACUGGGUGUAUUUGAACCGGGCCCGCAAGUUGAGUCUGAGUGGGAAUGUGCUCUUUGAGCACGCAGACUUACAACAGGUCCAAGUGGAGUUUUUGGCUGCUCUGUAUCUCCUCUCAGUGGACCAGGUCAAUAGGGCGUUCACGAUGUCCAGCCUGGCAUUUCGAUCUGCGCUGGCGCUGGGGAUCAACCUUCGUUUCGCGGACGAUCGCACGCAGAAUGCCUCGAAGGAAGCACGGAGCCGCCUAUGGUGGUCCAUAUACCUCUUUGAGUAUCUACUCACUUCAAUCACAGGCCGAGUCUCCUGCGUAGGAGAUAGUCUCACCGCCGCACCACUACCAGUCCCGUAUGAGGAGGAGUACUUUACGCGGCCGGAGGCCUUAUGCCUUCUUCAGGACACGCCGCUACGAGCAAGCCGUCUCAAGAUGACUCUUCUACAAUCGGAGGAUGAGAUUCAGUCCAGCGCGGAAUGGUUGGCUACCUGUCCAACCAGCCCGUCGCUAUUUUUCUACUGUCUCGCGGACCUUACGACCAUCACGCAGGCUGUGGCGAGCAAGGUCUACAGCAUCCGGGGACUGCGAGAUCGAGCGAGUCAAGUCGAGCAACGCAUUCGGAAUUACACCGUGACAUUGGAAUCCUGGCGGUUCAAGAUCCCCGAGGCAUAUCGAUUCACAGAGCCACACAGUGACCGGCCCGCCAUCCCGGAAAACGGCCCUUUCCUACGGGAGCGUGUCUACCUCGCCUUCUUCUUCUACAGCGCCAAAAUCAGUCUCUGUCGUCCAUGUCUCUCGCACUCUACAACCAAGCCUGAUGAUCCUUCGGAACAGUUGAGCCACCGUGGACGCUUCCGCGCCGAGAUGGCCCUCACCUGCCUGCGGUCAUCCUGCUCGUUAAUCGCCAUCCUCCCUGACGACCCGGGCCUCAUCUGGCUCUCCCAGCAUGCACCCUGGUGGGCCAUCCUCCACUUCCUCAUGCAAGCCACUACCGCUCUGUUGCUUGGCCUGACGUUCUUCCCCAAAGUCGACGACGAGACCCGCUCGCUAUCACCGGCCCUCAGCGUCCCCAUCAUGUUUGCAUCAACCCGCAAAGCCUUCCGAUGGCUGCACGCCAUGAGUCACCAGAACCAGGCGUUCCGGCGCGCCUUCCUCUCAUGCGAGAGUUUUAUCCGCCGAAUUGCGCCGCGCCUGGGAUUGGAUAUUGGCGACUUUCCUGAUGGAAGCGCGUUAUCCCCCGUGACAGUGUUACCGGGGAAUGCGAACUUCGGGCUUUGGACCUCUGGCUUUGGACCUCUGGCUGCCUGA
This is a messenger RNA of Aspergillus tanneri, 2403 nucleotides long. RefSeq lists its product as uncharacterized. The coding region runs from base 1 to 2403 and encodes 800 amino acids. Lineage: Eukaryota; Fungi; Ascomycota; Eurotiomycetes; Eurotiales; Aspergillaceae. The transcript has 3 exons. Gene Ontology annotation, biological process: regulation of DNA-templated transcription; DNA-templated transcription. Gene Ontology annotation, molecular function: zinc ion binding; DNA binding; DNA-binding transcription factor activity, RNA polymerase II-specific. The record is from RefSeq and is a predicted model, not a curated record.